AUGGCGUCCGCGCUACAAUCUGCUCAAUCCGAUACCCUCAACCAGAUUUUCCAAGGCUUAAAGAGCAAGACUCAUGAGACGCGUUUGCAAUCUGCUAUUGAGCUUCGACGCUAUGUCGCAACUACUGUCUCAGAGAUGUCCUCAGAUACUGCUGCAAAACUAUGGGAUGAUAGCAUCAACAGACGGAUAUUCGAGCUGACACACAGUCAGAAUGUUGCCGAGAAUUUCGGUGGUCUUCUAGCUAUUGAUCAUCUUCUUGACGUCGACGGUGAAGAAACCAUUGAAUCUAAACGCAAUCUCUUUCGCUUCUAUAAUUAUGUGAAGCAUCUUCUUCCCAACCCAGAACCCAAUCUCAUGUUGGCGGCCUCUAAAACCCUGGGGCAAAUUGCAGAGAUCGGAGGCUCGGCUUUCGGCGAACGAUUCAUGGAUUUUGAGGUACCUGCGGCUAUCGAACUUAUGCACCCCGAGAAACCAGAAGCGCCACGGUAUGCAGGCGUUCUGAUCUUGAAAGAAUUGGCCCGAAACAGUCAAACGUAUUUCCACUCUCACAUCGGCCUCGUAUUUGAGAACAUUCUAGUACCCCUUCGGGACCAGAAAGUUCAUGUCAGGGAAGGUGCCGCUGAAUUGCUUGCCGCGUGUCUGGAGAUCGUCACGCAACGAGAACGUCAAACUCGCAGCCCUUAUCUAACCAAGAUUCUCUCCGAGGCUCAAUCUGGGCUGAAGCUGUCUCAACCAGAGAUCAUCCAUGGCUCACUUCUCACUUAUCGCGAACUCCUACUCCAUGCCGGAAUGUUCAUGAAAGAGAAUUUUAUGGACACCGCAGAACAGAUUCUUCGCUUCAAGGCCUCCAGGGAUAACCUGGUCAGAAAGAUGGUCAUCACUAUGAUUCCGUCGCUAGCCGCCUACGACACGCAGACCUUUACCGAACACUUCCUACACAAGGCCAUGGGCCAUCUAUUGACUCAACUUGAAAAGCCUACGGAACGCUCAUUUGCCUUCAUUGCCAUCGGCCACACGGCGACAGCUGUUGGCAGUGAUAUGAAACCUUUCCUCGAGUCGAUCAUGGAGCACAUAAAAGCAGGGCUCUCCGGCCGGGGCAGGAGGAAUGCACCAUCAGAGGAACCAAUAUUCCAGUGUGUCGGAAUGUUGGCGUCCGCCGUCGGGCCCAACCUGACCAAAUACUUGCAUGAUCAGCUAGAUCUCAUGUUUGCACCUGGUUUGAGCGAACCUCUACGACAAGCACUUACCGCAAUCGCACGGCAUAUUCCCCCACUAUUGAAGACCAUUCAAGAUCGACUCUUAGAUCUAUUGUGCCACCUUCUUGGUGGACAGCCGUAUAAAGCUCUUGGCUCACCUCCAUCACUUGCCCGUCCGGAGCCGGCUGCGUUAAGUCGAGAUUUGAACGUCUCGCAAGUUUCCACUAAUGAAAAAAAUCCCGAGAUAAUCACCCUUGCUCUGAACACGUUGGGAUCCUUUGAUUUUAGUGGUCACACGCUAAACGAAGUCGUUCGCCAAUGUGCCCUACCUUACCUUGAGGAUGAUCAUGCUGAAGUUAGACGGGCAGCUGCUUUGACGUGUUGUCGGCUGUUCGUCCGAGAUCCAAUUACCUAUCAGGCCAGCAGCCAUGCCAUAGAGGUUAUCAGCGAUGUCCUUGAUAAGCUACUUACAGUCGGUAUCGCCGAUCCAGACCCUACAAUCCGGCAAACCGUUCUAUCCUCUCUGCACGAGCGGUUUGAUAAACAUCUUGCUCAGGCUGAGAAUGUGCGUUCGUUGUUCAUAGCUCUCAACGACGAGGUAUUUGAGAAUCGCGUGACUGCUGUCACUCUAAUCGGGCGCCUAGCGAAACAUAAUCCUGCUUACGUCAUGCCAUCUUUGAGAAAAUCGCUCAUUCAGUUGUUAACUGAGCUUGAAUACUCAACUGUGAGACGCAGUCGAGAGGAAUGCACCCGUCUGCUGACCCUCCUGGUCAGCGCUACACAGCGGAUAAUCAAACCCUAUGCGAUCCCAAUGCUUCGUGCCCUCCUGGGAAAAGCCAACGAUCCUAAUCCCACCGUUGCAGCUAACGUCUUGAUGUGUUUGGGAGAAUUGACUUGUGCUGGAGGAGAAAGUGCCCUUCCUCAUAUUCCUGAAUUAAUGCACAUUAUCAUGAGCAAACUAUCCGACACCUCGCUCAUCCAGAGAGACGCUGCUCUGCAUACUCUCGGACAAGUAUGCUCUAGCACAAGCUAUGUUAUAACCCCUCUGGUAGACCAUCCUCAACUGCUUCAAGUGCUGGGUAAAAUUCUGCGAACAGAACCUGCUCAAGCAGUUAGACGAGAGGUCGUAAAAGUGUUAGGAAUCUUAGGUGCUGUGGAUCCAUACAGACGAAAGGAUCGUGGCUCGGAAGAUCCAACACACGAGACAGCGGUUAUGGCCGUGAACCAAGUCCCCAUUAAUCAGCGAAAUCUGACCAGUGCCUCCGAUGACUAUUUCCAAACAGUUGUUAUUACUGCUCUACUUGUCGUGCUCAAAGAUCCAGCACUAGCCAGUCACCACCACGCUGUAAUCGAAGCCAUAAUGUCUAUCUUCAAAACCCAAGGCCUGAAAUCGGUAGCCUUUCUACCUCAGAUAAUACCGGCCUUUACAACAGUGACCCGUACCUCCUCAGCCCGCUAUCAAGAGUUUCAUCUGCAACAGCUUGCGAUCCUCGUCGGCAUUCUAAAGCAACACAUACGUAACUACACUCGUGACAUGGUCAAGCUCAUCAAUGACCUGUGGGAGAAUGUUACACUUCAGCUGCCCAUUGUUUCGCUCAUCGAGGCAUUAGGAAAGGCGUUGAGCUCGGAAUUCAAGCCUUUCCUUUCCGGGGUCAUUCCAUUGGUUUUGAAGGUGUUCGAGGGUGACCUUAGUGACAAGAAGAUGACUACCCAAAUGAAAGUUCUGGAUGCUCUACAGACGUUUGGCUCCAAUAUGGAGGAAUACCUGCACCUCGUGAUCCCGGUGAUUGUGAAGUCCUAUGAGCGCAUCGAUGGGUCGACAGCUUUACGGAGAAGAGCCAUUCAGACUAUAGACGGUCUUUCCAAACGAGUGAAUUUCUCUGACCAUGCUUCGCGGAUUGUUCACCCGCUCGUGCGAGUACUGGAGAACGGAAACCAUGAUAUCCGGAUGGCGGUGAUGGAUACACUCUGCUCCCUGGCAAUCCAACUAGGAUCUGACUUUGCGAUCUUUGUCCCAACUAUCAACAAGACACUGCUUAAAUGCCGUAUCAAUCACACCAAGUACGAAAGUUUAAUAUCAAAACUUCUCAAUGGCGAGCGGCUCAUCCAGGAGACCGGUGUUUUUGAACUUCUAUACAAUGACUCUUCUAAAGCGUCGGAGUAUUCAACGCCGGCUGAGGCGGCGAAAAUGACCGUAAAUCAGCAACACUUAAAGCAAGCAUGGGACAUCUCCCAAGUCAACACCAGGGAAGAUUGGAAUUCUUGGAUGCACCGCCUUAGCGUCGAGUUCAUGAAAGAGUCUCCCUCACAUGCUCUGCGAGCGUGUAUGAGUCUUGUUGACAUCCAUCCCCCUCUUGCGAAGGAAUUAUUCAACGCGGCCUUCAUAUCCUGCUGGGUUGAGUUGUAUGACCAGUAUCAGGAAGACCUUGUGCGGUCGAUUGAAACGGCGAUCUCGUCACCGACUGCUCCGUCAGAUUUGAUCCUUCGUUGGUUGAACUUGGCUGAAUUCAUGGAGCACGAGGAAAAACCUCUUCCCAUUGAACAUCGGACGCUAGGAGAGUACUCUCUGAAGAUCCUUGCUUAUGCAAAGGCCCUACAUUACAAGGAGCUCGAAUUCUUUUCGGACGCUUCUCCUUCGACAAUUGAAGCGCUCAUCACGAUCAAUACUCGCCUACAACAACAUGAUGCUGCAUGGGGUACACUCAUAAUGGCUCGAGAGCAAUACGAUGUCACAAGACACGAAGAAUGGUACGAGAGACUCGGUCGGUGGCAAGAAGCACUGCAAGUUUACAAUAAGAAGGCAGAGUUGGAUCCUCACGCGCCAGGUGUUCAAAUUGGGCGCAUGAAGUGUCUCCACGCCUUAGGAGAAUGGGGUGAACUUGCUACCCAAGUCGACGACAUAUGGGAUCAUGCUAACCAUGAAGACCGACGAGAAAUUGGCCCAAUCGCAGCAGCUGCAGCGUGGUCGCUGAAUGAAUGGGACUCGAUGGAUGACUACAUUGCGACCAUGAGAUCUGAUUCACCCGAUCGUGCAUUCUAUCGGGCGAUUCUGUCGAUUCAUCAGAACCAAUUUUCAAAAGCUUUCGUGCAUAUUGCCAAAGCUCGCGAUCUUUUGGAACCAGAAUUGACGUCGUUUGUCGGAGAGGGAUAUGUCAGCUCUUACAACAUCAUGGUUCGGGCACAGAUGCUUUCUGAGUUGGAGGAGAUUAUUGCAUACAAGCAGAGUGCUGAUCAGCCCGAUCGUCAGGCAACUAUGCGCAAGACGUGGAUGAAGCGGCUACAAGGAUGUCAGAAGGACGUCGAAGUGUGGCAACGGAUAUUGCAAGUAAGGACUCUCGUCCUGAAACCAGAAGAAGCACCGCAAAUGUGGAUCAAAUUCGCUAACCUCUGCCGUAAAUCCGAUCGGAUGAUUCUGGCGGAGAAGACCAUUGACUCGUUGCUGUCACCUCCAUCAUUGGACAAGGGUCAUCACCCUCGCGAACAACAGGGCAUUAAAGCCCCGCCAGAUGUAGUAUAUGCUCACCUCAAAUUUUUGUGGGCGAAGGGGGCUCAGGACGAAAGUUUGAACUACCUGAGGCAAUUCUCAAAUAAAGUCACGCGAGAUUUGCAGGCUGAGCUCGAGCAUCUCCGAAACCCUUCUAAGCAGCGGAAUGAACAAUUGAUUAAACUGCUCGCUCGAUGUUAUUUCAAACUAGGCGAGUGGCAAGUCCAGCGGAUUGAUAGUUGGGGUUCGAGACUCGUUCCGGACAUAUUGGAUUGCUAUGUUCACGCAACCCGAUAUGACCCAGCAUGGUAUAAAGCCUGGCAUACGUGGGCUCUGGCAAACAUCGACGUCGUUAACUACUUGGACAAUCAAUCGGAGAAUGGAUUGGGUAAUGUUCAUCCCUCCACUCUCGCCGAACAUGCAGUACAAGCUAUAGAAGGUCUAUUUCAGUCAAUAGUGUUGCGGAACCAGGAUGCUUUGCAGGAUACCCUCCGCCUGCUUACGCUCUGGUUCAAGUUCGGUCAACAUGAUGAUGUCAGCAAUGCUAUGUCACAGGGUUUUGCAAAGGUCGGGAUCGAUACCUGGCUUCACGUUAUACCACAGAUUAUUGCACGAAUUCAAACCCCAAAUAACCUCAUUCGACGUACCAUUCACAGCGUUCUGAUUAGUAUCGGAAAAUAUCACCCUCAAGCUUUGAUAUACGCCCUAACGGUCGCCUCCAAGUCUUCAAGUGAAACCCGUGCAGCGGCUGCUAUGCAGAUAAUGGAGGAAAUGCGAGAUCAUAGUAUGGUCAUUGUCGAGCAGGCCUUGGUUGUCAGUCAUGAGAUAAUUCGGAUCGCCAUUCUAUGGCAUGAGCAAUGGCAUGAAGGGCUCGAAGAGGCUUCCAGGCUUUAUUUCACAGAGAAAAACCCAGAGGGCAUGAUUGCCGUCCUGGAGCCUCUACAUGCCAAACUCGAGGAAGGACCUCAAACUGCUCGCGAAACAUCCUUCGCUCAGGUAUUUGGUCGAGAACUAGCUGAGGCGCGGGAAGCUUGCCGUCGAUACCGUAUCCGUGGCGAUACGAGUGAGUUGGAUAAGGCUUGGGAUAUCUAUUAUUCAGUUUUCAAAAAGAUUGAGAAACAGCUUCCACAGCUCACCACUUUAGAUCUCCAAUAUGUAUCUCCAAUACUUCUAUCAACAAGAAACCUCAGCCUAGCCGUUCCCGGAACGUACCAAAGCGGACGAGAGGUCAUCACCAUACUCGGUUUUGCCCAAAAGUUGACCGUCAUUGCAUCAAAGCAACGGCCUCGUCGUUUUUCUCUCAAGGGAAAUGACGGAAGAGAGUAUCAAUACAUCUUGAAGGGUCACGAAGACCUUCGGCAAGACGAGAGGGUGAUGCAGCUUUUCAGUCUGGUCAACAACCUUCUCUCUGUCGAUACAAACAGCUACAUGCGACGUCUCCAUAUUCAGCGAUAUCCUGUCAUCCCUCUGGCCCCAAAUGCUGGUUUAAUUGGGUUGUGCCAGGGUAUCGACACCCUGCAUGUGCUGGUUCGGGACUACCGUGAAUCUCGGAAGGUGUUGUUGAAUAUUGAGUACCGCUUGAUGUUGCAGAUGGCGCCAGAUUACGAGAAUCUCACACUGCUUCAGAAGGUUGAAGUGUUUGAAUACGCCCUCGAAAACACCACAGGGCAAGAUCUCUAUAGAGUGUUGUGGCUCAAGAGUCAAAAUUCAGAACACUGGCUCGAACGGCGAGUAUGCUACACCCGUUCCUUAGCAGUCAACAGCAUGGUUGGUCACAUUCUUGGACUUGGUGAUCGGCACCCAUCGAACAUCCUCGUGGAACGAGGCACGGGCAAGGUCAUUAAUAUCGAUUUUGGCGACUGUUUUGAGAUCGCCACUCUACGUGACAAGUUCCCAGAGACUGUUCCUUUCAGGCUGACGAGAAUGCUUACGCACGCGAUGGAGGUGGGGGGCAUUGAAGGCAGUUUCCGUAACACAUGCGAGAUUACAAUGAAAGUCCUGCGUGACAACAAAGAGUCUUUACUUGCAGUUCUUGAAGCUUUUGUGUAUGACCCCCUUAUCAGCUGGCGGCUUAUGCAAACUAAUGAAGGAAAACGAAUGGAAGACGCAGAUACAGCUACAGAGCUCGCGCGAGCUGCAGCUCACCCACAGGGUCCCGUCCGCCGAAAGAUGCGAGCAGACGAAAAUGAUAUCUUCGGAGCGGGUGGUACUUCUGCUGAUGGGGAAGCACUGGGUCGCGAAGUUCGCGACCAUCGGGCGGUGUCAGUCUACGAACGCGUGCAGAAGAAACUCACCGGCCGUGACUUUGAUCCUGAUGUCUCUCUACCCGUCAAACUGCAAGUAGACAAGUUGAUUCUGCAAGCCACCUCAUUGGAAAAUCUCUGUCAACUGUUCUCAGGAUGGUGUGCGUUUUGGUAA
This is a messenger RNA of Marasmius oreades (fairy-ring Marasmius), 7098 nucleotides long. RefSeq lists its product as uncharacterized. Gene Ontology annotation, cellular component: nucleus; TORC2 complex; TORC1 complex. The transcript is spliced from 30 exons. The record is from RefSeq and is a predicted model, not a curated record. Gene Ontology annotation, molecular function: protein binding; protein-containing complex binding; protein serine/threonine kinase activity. NCBI's taxonomy places the organism in Eukaryota, Fungi, Basidiomycota, Agaricomycetes, Agaricales, Marasmiaceae. Gene Ontology annotation, biological process: negative regulation of macroautophagy; protein phosphorylation; TOR signaling. The coding region runs from base 1 to 7098 and encodes 2365 amino acids.